AACGUCCUAGUUUGGGUUUGUCUCCUCCUUUACACCCUACGCCCACCUGCACGGGCCACAGCUUCAGACCCUUCUACGAACUGAGUCUCCUUAUUACAUUAUUCUUUGUUGUGUUUGGAUGAAUUCUUGUGAUAUUAUGACACAACCUCCUAAGCGCCGUGAGAGAUAAACAUGUACCAAAAAGGCAAUAAAAUGUAUAGGAAGAACGUUGAAAAAUUAGGUUAGCUGCUUUGUUUGGCGCGUAAAGCGGAGCCAAAUAGGGAUAAGAGAGGCCGAAUUUCUUGGAAACCGUAUCUCUUCCUCUCUCUUCCUUCUCCUCUCUUCUAUCCUUUGCGCCCAGCGCUGCGUAGCACGCUCAGUUCUCUCUCUUGUCAAUUUAUUGUCUUUUCAUCUCACAUUCGCGUUUUUUUUGCAAUAAUGUCUGCUCCUGAAGUCGUCGCUGCUGCUCCCGCCCCCGUUGAGGAAGCGAAGAUUGUUGAGGCUGCUACCACUGAACCUGCUCCCGAGGUCCCCGCCGCUGAAGAGCCUGCUGCUACCACUGAAGCACCAAAGGAAGAAAUCGCGGCUGAGGAGGCUGCUCCCGCCGCCGAUGCUACUCCUGAGGCCCCCGCAGAGUCCGCCAAGGAGGAAGCCAAGCCUGAGGUUAAGAAGGAGGAGCGCCCCAAGAGCCCAGGCCUACUUGCCAAGCUCCUUGCCCCCUUCAAAGAAAGCAAGAACAAGGUAGAGAAGAAGGUCAAGGCUCCCAAGAGUCCCAAGAAAGACAAGAAGAAGGAAUUGAAGGAAGAGGCCGCUCCUGCUCCCGCUCCCGAGGAGCCUGCUAAGGAAGAGGCGGCUCCUGCUGAGGCACCAGCUGAGGAGACGCCUGCUGUCGCUGAACCUCCCGCCGAGCCCGCAGCUGAACCUGUCAAGGAAACUGAGACUGCUGCCGUCGAGGUCCCUGCUGCAGAGCCCGCAUCUGAGCCUGCCCCGGAGUCCACGCCAGUUGAGGCCCCCAAAGAGGAGAAGGAGGACAAGAAGGAGAAGGAGAACAAGGCCGCCAAGGUUGGGCGCCGCUUGUCUGCGCGUGUGGGCGAGCUCUUCAGAACCAAGCCAAAGACGGAGCUAUCCACCCCUGCCAAGGUAGAUGAGCACCCUCCCAAGAUUGAUGAGCCGGCUCCUGUGGCUCCCCUCGAGAACCCUGCCAGUUCUGAGUCUGCUCCCGCAGAGGCUGCUGCAGCCCCAGCUGAAGAGGUGAUUUCUGCUGAGCCUGCAGCUGUCGCCACACCCGUGAUCGCAGCUGUCGCAUAAGCGGAUAAUCCGAUGCUGUUGGUAAUUUCAUGAACGACACGAGCGCACAUUCAUCUGCUCUUCUUCAUUCCCUUGGUAUAUUGAGCGGCCUUCUCGCCGCAUGUGAUAUUGGCAAUUAUUAGGGAUCCUUUCAUUCGCCCUCCUCAUGUCCUUUUACUCUCUUCUGCUAUCAUACUCGUUGGAUCUGGUCUGCUUUCUUUUCACGACCUACUACUCAUCAUGACUACACUCCGUGUUCUCACUACCUAAUGUUGAUCUUGAUCAUUGAUACCCCUUACUUUGCUGUGGUCGGAUCAGUUAUCCCAUGUCAUUAUAAGUUUAUUUUUGAGGAUGCAUGACACCCUCGAGUACAAGUUUUAGUAACCGUUCGGGCGAGUUAAGUUGUGACUCGACUCAGUUCAUGAUAAGUAUUACAUCAACAAAUUGAUUAUUGGG
Messenger RNA from Suillus paluster, 1722 nucleotides. RefSeq lists its product as uncharacterized. Lineage: Eukaryota; Fungi; Basidiomycota; Agaricomycetes; Boletales; Suillaceae. The transcript is spliced from 8 exons. The record is from RefSeq and is a predicted model, not a curated record. The coding region runs from base 418 to 1287 and encodes 289 amino acids.